CAAACAGCCGUUUUAUUCGGGUUUUCCUUCAUUGUUUUCAAACAUAAGGUUCCUCCAGCAUGUCGGAGCGGGGAGGGCUCCCGAGGACUGGAGGCGUGCCGUCUCCGCAGCCCUCCAAACCGGUGGCGAUCACCUCCAAUCGGCCGGUGCACAUGAACCUGUACGCCACCUGGGAAGUGGACCGAUCGUCGCCGAGCUGCGUGCCGAGGCUCUUCAAUCUGACUCUGAAGAAGCUGGUGAUGCUGAAGGAGCUGGAUAAAGAUCUGACGUCUGUGGUCAUCGCUGUCAAACUGCAGGGCUCGAAGCGAAUCCUCCGAUCCAAUGAGAUCCUCCUGCCAUCGAGCGGCCAAACAGAGACAGACCUGCAGCUCACCUUCUCCUUACAGUAUCCACACUUCCUGAAACGAGACGCCAACAAGCUGCAGAUCAUGCUGCAGAGGAGGAAGAGGUACAAGAACAGGACCAUCCUGGGCUACAAGACGCUGGCGCUCGGCCUCAUCAACAUGGCAGAGGUGAUGCAGCACCCCAGCGAAGGCGCUCAGGUCCUGGGUCUGCACAGUCAGCUGAAGGAAGUGUCCGUCCCUGUGGCCGAGAUCCGGGUUUAUUCUCUGUCCAGUCAGCCCAUCGACCGCGAGGGACCCAAAGCCAAGAUGAGUGAUCGUUCUCCAGACAUUGAUAACUACUCAGAGGAAGAGGAAGAGAGUUACUCGUCUGAGCAGGAGGGCAGCGACGACCCCGUUCACCAUAUGGGAAAGACGGGUGUGUUUGUGGUGCAGGUGGGUUUCGGGCUGGAGCACGUGUCCCGUGAGCAGAUCCAGGAGGUGGAGGAGGAUCUGGACGAGCUCUAUGACAGUCUGGAGAUGUACAACCCCAGCGACAGCGGGCCGGAGAUGGAGGAGACCGACAGCAUCCUCAGCACUCCCAAACCCAAGCUCAGGCCGUUCUUCGAGGGAAUGUCCCAGUCGAGCUCUCAGACGGAGAUCGGCAGCUUGAACAGUAAAGGCAGUCUGAGCAGAGAGCCCUUCAGUCCUCAGGGGGAGCAGCCGGCGUCUGAUAAACUCAAACCCUCGCUCAGCCGCCACCUGGACGAGCCUCUGUGUGAGACAGACACGCAGGAACUGCAUGAUCAGGAGUUGUUCAGUGAAGUCGGACCCUCUAUAACCGUGUCUGUGGCUGAAAAACCACGAACACCCCUAAAAACCAGCAAGAGUGAGCUUCAGUCCAUGCCAUCGACCAGGUUGGAUGGAGGACACACACCCCGUAAACGCAGCACUCCUGUGAAAGACCGACAGCUCUCCAAACCGCUGAGCGAACGAGGCAACAGCUCCGACAGCGAGCGAUCGCCUGAACUCGGACACAGCACACAGGUCCUCAGGAAGGCCGUCUAUGAUCAGUUGAAUCAGAUUCUGUUAUCUGAUGCUGCUCUUCCUGAAAGUCUCAUCCUGAUCAAUGGCACAGACUGGCAAGGACAGUAUGUUGCGGAGCAGCUUCAGGUUCAGAAGCAUCCGGUGGUUUGCACGUGUUCUGGUGCAGAGAUUCAGGCCGUUCUCUCGGCUCUGCUCACACGGAUACAGAAAUUCUGUAACUGUAACUCGUCGAUGCCGCGGCCGGUGAAGGUGGCGGUGGUCGGCGGUCAGAGUUAUCUAGGAUCAGUGCUGCAGUUCUUCGUCACUCAGCUGGCCAACAAGACGUCUGAUUGGCUCAAUCACCUCCGCUUCCUGGUCGUGCCUCUGGGUUCUCAUCCUGUUGCUAAGCACCUGGGUGCCCUUGACAACCGUUACAGCGCAGCCUUUCUAGACGGAGCCUGGAGAGACACAUUCAACCGAUCAGAGCCACCGCAGACAGAUGCGGUGGACGUGGCGGUGCGUGUGGCUCAGUACAUCAGCGGAGCGGCUCUCACACACCAGCUGCCCAUCGCUGAGGCCAUGCUGACCUGCAAACACAGAACGAGAGAUGAAGAUUCCUAUCAGAAAUUCAUUCCCUUCAUUGGGGUGGUGAAAGUGGGUUUGAUUGAGCCUGGCCAAUCAGCAGCAGGUGACUCUGAAGAGGGCGUGGCUGUGAGUUUAGCCGUCCCCUCCACGUCUCCGCCCUCUCACGGCUCACCCGGCGGACUGAAGGAGACGGCCACGCCCCCCUCGUCUCCCUCCAUGGGCGGCGGUUUGGCGGUGCAGGGGAGUCCCAGCUUGUCUCACGGCGGAGACGCCAUCGGUCUGCAGGUGGAUUACUGGCUGGCGUCUCUGGUGGAGAAGCGUCGCGAGGGCGAGAGGAGAGACACCGGCUGUAAGAACACUCUGAAGAGUGCCUUCUGGUCGCUGCAGGUCAGCCGUCUGCCAGGAGGAGGAACCAGUGAGCCGCAGGUGCCCGGCAACACUAUGGCCAUGACCGUGGUCACCAAAGAGAAGAACAAGAAAGUUCCCACUAUUUUCCUGGGGAAGAAGCCUAAAGAGCGGGAGAUGGACUCUAAGAGUCAGGUGAUCGAGGGCAUCAGCCGGCUCAUCUGCUCCGCCAAACAGCAGCAGACCAUCCUGAAAGUCACCAUCGACGGAUGCGAGUGGAACGACGUGAAGUUCUUCCAGCUAGCUGCUCAGUGGCCGACUCACGUCAAGUAUCUCCCGGUGGGAUUGUUCGGCUACAGCAAACCGCCCUCCUAGGACGCCCCACUUUCUCAGCCCCGCCCCUACAACCUGCAACCUACACCCCAUUGCACACCACCGCCACCGCCACUUUCACAACGCUGGCCAAUCACAGUUGAGACGGGACUCUCAUGUGACCGUCUCUGGAGGGCGGGUAGGUGGAGUUGAAGACGGCUUCGAUAGACUUUUAUCAGCGCUAGUCACUUUUAUUUAUCAAAGGUCCCAGAGCCACAUAUGGGGGCCAAGCACAAAAUUUGGAUACACCACCUGUCGAAGACUAUUUAACAGCAUGACGCCGCUUAAAUCACUCUCAACAACCCUCAAUAAGUCCCUUUGCGUAACUGAUCUCUUCCAUCAUUGACCUCCAUAACCAGUAUAAUUGAGAAAUGCAGCUAAAAUCUACCAUGGUAACUGUAUAUGUUUGGAGAUAAACUUGCAGUUAUUGUCACUCAAGUAAAAUCAGCUUUCGGAAUCUUUCUGUUACUUAGCAACUAGGGAAUUUUGGCAGAAACUAUGGUUGCCAUGGUAGUUUUUUGUGAACAGAGAUUCAAACAUGAAAAAAGCGCAAAAAAGUAGUUCGCAUUGGUUAAUCUCUGUUAACUAGAAUAAACAAUUUCAGUUUAGUUUUAUAUUAGUUUUUAAGCACGCUUUUAUGAGUCAGUUAUUGUUGACAAUAAAAAAAGCGCCAAUGAAUAUUCUGAAAUUAGCAAAUUUCUCGGCUGUAGUACGAAGGCGGUGUUAAACGGCAAUUUGACAUUGGAGGCGGGGCUACGAGGUGCCCAUCGGCCAACUGAGGACUUUUUAGAUUUCCUAAAAAUCAUUGUUUGUAUAGUUUGUUUUAUCCUUCCAGUCGGCGACAUCUGGAAAUGCGUUGUUGACCUCCAACUUGCAUGUCUUAAACUACAUCACCCAUAAUGCACUGGCAAAGUUAACAUUUAAUGUUAGUUCAGUAGUGCACUGUGUACUUGUGCACAAAUCGCUUUGCCUGAUGCAGCGGCGUCUCUGCGUUCCCCUUGACACACGGAAGGUUAGUAGUUUGCAUUGGUUAAUCUGUUAACUAGAAUAAACUAUUUCAGUUUAGUUUUGUAUUCGUUUUUAAACACGGUUUUAUGUGUCAGUUAUUGUUUAUUUUUAAAAGUGACCUUUUAGCUUAAAUAUGUAGCUCAUCUACAGGUUUUAUUUCAUUUCAUAAAACAUCUCCAAAGAUCUCUGGCCAAUCAGAAUGUAAACAUUAUGGCACAGAAUAAGUCAGUCACCUUUAUAAUACGGGCAACGGCAAACGCGAUUUAUGAAAGAACUAUGUCGUAUCAGUCAGCACAAGGCCUAACGUAAAGGCUGCACGAGGUUGGAGGUGAAAAUGUCAGCUUCUUGUUCGCAUCUUUACAGCUGGAAACCGGUUUGGGGAGAACUACAAAGGUUUCAUCUUCAUCAGUUGUCAAAUGCUAUGCACUUAAACUCGCCUUCAUUUCUUCAUAUCUUCGUCCAAAGCACAAGAAGCGAUCAGCUCCUCAUACAGAAUGCCCAAUUAAAACACAAUUCCCAAACACUACCUUUACACACUGCAAACACAUGAUUUUUUUUAUUUUAUUCUUA
Messenger RNA from Sinocyclocheilus grahami, 4226 nucleotides. Its product is annotated as phosphofurin acidic cluster sorting protein 1. NCBI's taxonomy places the organism in Eukaryota, Metazoa, Chordata, Actinopteri, Cypriniformes, Cyprinidae. Gene Ontology annotation, biological process: protein localization to plasma membrane. Gene Ontology annotation, molecular function: transmembrane transporter binding. The coding region runs from base 60 to 2651 and encodes 863 amino acids. The transcript is spliced from 23 exons. The record is from RefSeq and is a predicted model, not a curated record.